GUACCAGUCAACACAGUCCGUUCAGAGCGUAUCUUCACUUUACGUCAUUCCUAGCCAGUGUGGUUGUAUGUCUAUCGGAAGAAAAAAAAAUUAGCUCAGGCAGUGCCUGUCUUGCUGUUCAGUGAACGGUAGUUGUCUGUGACUAGACUCAUCGGUCUCCUCGACAUCUCGCCAUUGUGUAGAGCUCCACGGCUAUUUUGGAGAACCGCGGCGGGGAAAUGAAAGUAUAGACGUCGACGGCGAAGAGUUCGAUGUCCCGUGUUCCUCGUUGUAGAUCCUCUGUUCUUGGCGUCACAUUGACCCCGAUGCAGGAUUUGAAACCCUUGCUGGAACUACAUGUGGUAAGUUUAUGAUUGCGUUGCCUUUACCACUUAUUUAAACACGAUUCAACGUGGAAUAAUUAUGCGUUGAUUUACGUAUCAAUGAAUUAUUAGCCGUUAUUUACCUGUUUGCCAUUUUUUAUAAAAAGCAUUUUGUCGCAUUUUAUUGUUGCUGUGUCUUGAGUCGAGAGAGAGAGCGCCGCCGUCUGAGUGGCUUUUUUGUUACGUUUUGCUACUUGUCUGUUAUAAUGUUGCAACUGUUACAUUAUCGCAUGUGGAAGGAGGCCCUAAUGUUCGAAACGAGAACGUAAUAUUGUUAUUAAGUCUCCAGUUCAGUGAAGAGCCGACUGAGUACUUUGUGGCAGGUGGCGGUGAGUAGGCUAUGGCGCCCCCAUCACAGCCAUAGGCUAUCUGUGGCGUUUGCCUUUGGAGGUCAAGGGCAGCUGUUGUGACAGCUACAGUGAUACGUCAGUGACAGUUCAUACAGUGAAUUGAUCAAGCAUGCGUUUUGGCAUUACAGAAAACCCAAACCAUUAAAUUAAAAAUAUUUAUCAAUAAAUAAAGUCGUUGUUAGUCGGCUAGUCAUCCAUACAAUUUCCCGCAGUGUUAAUGCUCCAGUAGUGGGAAUGUCUGCUUCUUUUUUCCUGUAGUCCGUCUGCCUGUUGAAUAAUGUUUUUCUGACAUUUGAAAAAGCAAGUGACACCCACGCGACUUCGUUUCGUUCUAAAUGCUAGAGCCAUGUCAUAUCAACAGUGAUCAUAGGGCCUAGGCUACAAAACAACUUUUUGGUGUCAUGUAAGUCGUUGAGGGAGUGGGAGGAGGAGCUUCACACCAAUAUAACUUUGUACACUGAAAACGUUGCUGUUCAUUUGGGCCCCAGUACAAUUGCUACUUUGUAAGUACAGGAGCAUUAUGUAAUGGUGCAUGUUUUUACAUUUGAGACCUGCCCAUAGCUUUGUCGUGACUCAUCAGAUAUUGACUUGGUCAUCAAGUUCUGAUUUGUUUGAGUGACUCAUUGUCACCUUUUACAUGAAGAUGAUGAGCCAUAGUUCCUGGAAGCCAAACUAGUAGUUUAGAAAAUAGAAACCUACAUGCCUUUUCAAACUGUUCAGGCUAAAAGUUCAUGAGGACGCCAUACUUAUAUAGACUUGACUGGGAGAAUGGGGCCUCUGAAUGAAUCUGAUACAGCCCUCUGUCUUUGUUUUGUAAAGCUUUUAACUACUGCUGUUCAGAUUUCCAAAUAGUUUAGCACUGGUUCAGAGAUGUGGGUGGCAAAAAGGGCUAGUUCUGGCUGCUGCCUUGUAGGAACCUAACAGUGCAAAGUGUUAUUUGCAUUUCAACUGCAGGGCUGAGUGCCAUUCAUAUUUGCGCAGGGAAAUAUGGAUGUUUUCUAUUUUUUUUGUAGAGUUCCGUUGCAUGCAUUGGAAAUGAUUAUACCGCAAUUCAACUCUGAGGCCUAAUGGAACAUUUCCUUCAUUUGUUUUAAUAAUGAUGUUAAAGAUUUAUGAAUUGCCCAUCAAAACACCAAAUAAUUGGAUUGAGGCAUUAAUAAAAUAUGAAAAAGAAUAGUAUGAAACCCACCAAAGGGCUACCAACAUGCAACGAACAACCACAAGGAAUCUGCCCAGAUUUACGGUAGACACACAGUCCACACUACUACCAGACUCGGAGCAUUCCAUCUCCGUGACUGAAGUCCACCUUUGCUUCCUUGACUCUGUCUGCUCUGGUUUCCAGUAAACACAGUUUGUUCCUCUUUUUAUUUUUCUUCUAAUAUGCGAGCAGGAGGGCUGAAGUUCACCUAAAUAUUUCAGCCAAAUUGGCUCCAAAAUCCCCCUCUUGGUGAUCAAUCAAAAUAACUCUCUGUAACUCUGCCUCUCUUCCAAACAAGGUCUGUCCAAAAUGGCACCCUAUCCCCUAUAUAGUACAAUACUUUUGUCCAGGGCCCUGGUCUAAAGUAGUGCACUGUAUAGGGUGCCGUUUCAGACGCAGUCUGAGUCUCUUCCAAACAAUCCCAGUAAAUCAGUGCUACAAGCAUCCACUUGCCUGCUGGAGAAACCUGGGCAAACAACCCUAAUGCCAGGCCAGCCCAGCUUCUGAGUGUGGUUUCUCGCAUGACCAGAGCCCAACAGUGAACCUUGUCUUUCAACCUGGCAUACAAUUAUUCUCUUCCAGGAACCUUUUGGGCAAAAUCAAGACCGAAAAUACUUGCAUGCUGAAUAUGUGUUUAACUUUUACUGCAGUCUUGAAGGACUUGGAUGUCUGGAAGAACUUGAAAGAAAUAGUGUGGAAAAUAGAAUGAUUAGGCUUGUUGAUGAAUGAAAUCUCAGGUGCAGGCUGCACUGUGUGCCAUUGAGAAAAGUGCAGGAUCUGGAAUUGCUCUUCCAGCCUAAGUGUGCACUGCAGAGUUGGUAUUGGAAAUUGGUGUACAACCGAGACCCUCCUCAGGAUGACGAUGCCUGCUGAGUAUGUGAGGCAUGCAGCUGCCUGCUACCACCCUAAAAAAAUAAAUAAUUCCAAUGACAUUUUGACCUUGUCCCAGAUGGGGCUCUACAAAUCCCUGGCACUUCAUGGAAGUACACGCUGAAAUAACAUUACUGAAUAAUUAUCAAUAACAUGCGUACGGAUUCUGGGUCGUAUUCACUAGGAAGCAAACGGGGAGGGACUGCCUGAACUUGUCCAAUAAGAAACUCCUGUUUUCGUUUUUUCCGUUAAAACAUGUUGCACUACGGUGUGCACUAAUGAAUACGACCCUGGUGUAUCGGAACAGAGAGCUCUUGGAGAACCGAGAAGUUCAUGUCGGGACAUGAGUUUUUAAAGUGGUCAUGUGCUCGAGGGGUGGACAUUGGGACGAGGCAAUCUGAGUGUAAUCUGAGUGCCAUCGCUGUAAGCCUGCUGCGAGUAUGGAGUGAAAGAAAGCAUUCUGUGUGGCCGGAAUGCUGUUGUAAUUGGACACUUUUGUGUUGUUUUGUCAACGGAAGGUGUGUCUAUUACUAUAUUGCUGCUCUAUUGUUUUCUCUAUAUCUCAAAAACACUCUCCCUUUCACUUUCCUUUCCUCUCUUUCUCUUUGUCACCCUGUUUUUCCCCGUCACCCACAAUCCCCUGUCAGUCUUCUCUAUUCUCAGUCUCUCUCCAUCUCGCACCAGUCUUCAGACAGUGUCAGCAGAUGGCAGCCUCGAAGGGCCCCACGUGUGAAAAGAAUAAGUGAACAGAGCACAGAGCAGGGGUGGAAGAGGGGGCUGAUGAAUAAUUUUACUGAGUGGGGGAGGUAUGUGGAGGCAUAGUAUUUGCAGCGAGGGAACUACUACAAAAUGUAGCCUACCUACAUCAAAGUAGUGCACUGGUGAGUAGGGGACCAUUUGGGAUGCACUCCAUAUGUGCACUGCACACACACAACUUGCUCUCUCACCUCCACUUCCAUAUCCAAGCAGCAGCACCAGCUGCAAUAGUGAUGGCAGCCUGAGUGGAGAAACAAUUAGGUUCUUUCCUCCCUCCCUCGCUUGUCCCUCCUUCCUACCUCAUCCGUCCCUCCUCCCUCUCUCUCUGGAUUCCCAGCUGACUGUAUUCGUCAUGGUAACAGGCGAGUGUGGAGGUAGCUUUCCCCAGCCACGCGCAGCCACGGGGUUUGGUGUGCUCACAGUGUUCAGAGUCCAAUUGGCGUGUGUGUCUCUAAGCAAAGCUGAGACACACACUCUCACUCACUCUCACACGCACAGCAAUGUGCUCUACAAGAACACGGUUUGGAAAUGCGAUAGUGAAUCUCUUUUCCUCUGGCUUUCAUGCUGGUAGCAUACGUUACACAACCGACUGAAAGGGGCGAGUCUCUCGCAGGCUGUGUGCAGUAGUUUAUGUAUCAGGGUAGAGUUACACGUGCCAGGGAGACAAUGCACUGCAAGAGAGGUGUGCUCUGUGCUCCAUCUUAGGUGACAGUUUAGGAGGCGUUCUAGUGCCUAGUGCACAGUUCCCAAACUAGGGGUCCCUGAUAUGAAAAUAGGGUCGUGGGAGAAUUUCCCAAAUCCUGAAAAAAAUCCUGUAAAAAAUAAAUAAUAUAUUAUGAUAUUGUCUUUAUCUCAAUCAUUGUAAUGUAGUUUACCUUAAAAUCUAAAUGAAAAUUAUUCAAAUCUAAAAGAUACAAUUCAACCAGAGAACGCCGCACUUGGUCGUUGCACUUGAAUCAUUCCACGGUGAAUGGCUUGGCCCGCUACGCUAUGAAACCACACACUACUGCAGACUUUGAUAUAACCGGCCGCAUUUGAUAUGGUGAAAACAGUGUGUGAGGGCCGAGAUGCCCAUGCAUUGACUUUUGGUGUGUCGGGGGAUGCUAUUCACAAGGACAUAUUGUUCUGUCUCAUGAUUCCCAAGCAUGAAACAUCACAGGGGAUGUUCAGUGUGCUGCGUGGCUAAAUUGACGAAAAACAGAUUCCAUGGGAUCGAAUGAUGGACUUUUGCACAGAUGGGGGCUCCAUCUCUGCACUCUAGUUAUGAAUGUGUCUCCCUCUGCCAUAUGGACGCAUUGUAUUAUACACCGAGAGCAACUGGCGGCAAAAGAGCUGAGCACAGAACUCAGAGAUAUACUUACUGUAGCAGGUAACUUCAAUUGUAAACUACAUCAAACCACAUCCACUGCACGCAGGCCUGUUCACAAAACUAUGUGGAGAUAUGACAAUGUUCUAUUUCACACCAAGGCUUGGUGGUUAUCGAGGAGGAGUGUUGGAAAGAUUAUUUCGCAUUGAGAGAGGAACUGUUGUCAUUCACAAUGGAUGUAAAAAAUAAAAAAGACUUGGUUGAUGAAAAGAAAAUGUCUCCUUGCCUAUGUAACAGGCAUAUUUGGGAAACUGAAUGAACUAAACACAAGCGUGCAGGGGAAAUACAAAAGCAUUCUACAGAUAAGUGACCAAAAUCAGUGGAUUCAGAUAAAAUAAUUAUUUUUGGAGAGCGAGUCUUUCAAAAGUGGGGGAGGGGGGGGGCAUGUAUUUGAACGGUCAUCCAUCUCGGAAUUCCAACUCGGGCCUCUUUCUAGAGCGCCGACUGUCCGACCUGAAGAUCACUGACGUCAUGAUUUCACCUCCAUAUUUCUCAGAGUUCCCAGUUGUCUUGAAAGCGCCAUCAGUGGUCUCGUCUGCAUUAAAACCAAAUGUCGAUCCAGGUUGGAUGUGACUGCAGAGAUGAGGUGCGACCACGGCCCCCUGACUUUGAGAAGCUCUGAUGCAACAUGCCUUAAGCACACCCAUCUCAUUAGUGGUGGUGAGAAGAUGCAUUAUGUCAGACAAAUUAUCAACUGACUGUCAUAGCCCUACAUUAAAAGUAUGUGAUGGUGAGUUGAGAAGACAAUCAGAAAUACUGUGAGAAUGUUUUUCAAUUGAUUGCCAUAGCCCUAAAUAAAUAAAAAGUAAACAUUGGCUGUUAAUUACACUGUUUUUCCCCCAAAUGGUUGGGAUCGCGAGAAUUCUCAGACAUCAAAAUGAGGUGGUGGGCCAAAAAAGUUUGGGAACCCUAGCCUAGUGUGUAUGAUACUGUAGAGUAUAUUUUUCCUUCGUUGUUUUCUGACCUCUUUAUCUGUUUCUCAUCUCAGAAAGACAGGCUGACAAGAAAUAAGGGAGGUGAGUGAAUGAGUUGGAAUGGAUAUGACAAAACUCCACCUCGAUCUGCCAAGAUCAUAAUUAUCUAUACAUUUUACUCCUUUCCUACCUAGAAGGGGGCCCGGUUAUGUUGUGCUGUGUGUCUGUAAAUGUCAAUAAAUGUAUACAAAAAAUAAAGAAUAAUAAUAUAGACGAUCCCGCAGGUGAAGAAGCCGGAUGCGGAGGUCCUGGGCUGGCGUGGUUGGAUGUACUGAUUAUCUUGGCAAAGGAGAAAUGGUCACUAACAGAUGUAAACAAAUUUGUGCACAAAAUUGGAGAGAAGUAAGCUUUUUGUGCGUAUGGAACAUUUCGGGGAUCUUUUAUUUCAGCUCAUGAAACAUGGGACCAAGACUUUAUAUCUUUCUGUAAGCCCAAAUGUGACCAUUUUGAACGCGUAAAUCGAUAAAACAGCAGGCCCAUUUCUGCCUGUUUUCUGUGCUGUGUCCGGGCAGGAAGUCAGUAGUUUCCUGUGCUGACACGUCUGUUAGCGCCGUGUUCUGAUUGAGUCAGGUGGUUCAGUUGGGAGCUUGGGUGCGUCCCAAAUGGCAUCCUAUUCCCUAUUUAGUGCACUACUUUUGACCAGGGCCCAUAGAGCUGUGGUCAAAGGUAGUGCACUAUAUAGGGAAUGGGGUGCCAUUUGGGACGCUUCCACUUUGUCAGAACUUGCUGCCACCCACCUAGUCAGCUGACGCCGCCUCACAUGUGAGCUGGUCAGCUGACACCAAAACCCCCUCCUGGCAUCCCCCCCCCCCCCCAAUACGCUGUGACGCUGUGCGGGUGUGUUCGCUGCUUGCUCGUCUCAUUUCUUGUCACUGUUUGCGAGGAAGCCCCUCUGUUUCCAGGAAACUCGUGUUGUUUGAGUGAGAAGUGGAUGUUUUCCGCUUGUUGUAUUGCUGAUAAAACUAUGAACGAGGGCUUUUCCCCCUCACAGAUGUUUGUUAAUUUUAAACACUCGUAUCACAUACAAGUGUAACUGGCAUCUAUCUCACUUGGUUUUGAUGUGGUACGUCUCUAGCAGUCAUUCUUUCACGUAGCUAUGCCUCACUGACUACCACUUUCACAUAUGAAGAAACAUUUUCAAUGUUUUGCUCCUGACACCUUGUUUCUGGUCUCUCCCACAGAUAUAUGUUUGGUAACGGCGUGAAGCGCAAACUGGAUGAGGACGGCCUGGAGGAGGGCAAGGCGCUCCUCACGUCAGCGGCCGGAGCCCCGGGCAGCCACUCGAGGGUUAACUACACGCUGCAGCGCCAGACGGUGCUAAACAUCUCCCUGAUGAAGCUGUAUGGGCCGUCGCGGACGCCCGCCACCGAGCCAGCCCUGCAGCGCCGCGUGCUCAUCAACAACGUCAUCCGCCGCAUCCAGCACGAGUUCAAAGAGGAGGGCGGCGCGGGGCUGCGCGCACUCUUCUUCUCCGUCCCGCCGCCGGUGCCGAACGCCACCGAGGACGAGGGCUACCACGAAGCUCCGUCAUCCGCGUUUGGCGGCGUUCUCUCCCCGCCCCUCUCGCCGCUGUCAUCGCUGGACUCUGGUUUGACCCCGGCCUCGCUCCUGGAGGACGACCCGCCACUGUUCUUCGCCUUGCCGCCGUCCUCACCCCACCCCCUGGGUCACCACCCUCUAUCCCCGAGACCGUCAGCGCCUCCCCCGCCGCCCGCCAAGGACAGCUUCUCCUCAGCUUUGGAGGAGAUCGAGGAGCUGUGCCCCAUCGCAGUGACAACCUCUACUACCUCCUCCCUGCCUUUGUCUCCUCCACCUUCACCCCAGCCCCCACCCUCUCUACCAGCAGGGAUGGACGUGAAAGAGGAAGGGAGGACAUACAGCCCAAAGGACAAGGAGUCGCUCUUGCUCAUCGAAAGCCAGGCUGCAAAAACCAUGUCGGCAGACCCGCUCCCCCCGCCCAGCGCCCCCACAGACAUGUCGCCCUCCUCCGGGGGAUUCCUCACUGACUUUGCCCUGGACGACAUUCUGUUCACGGACAUCGACACCUCCAUGUAUGACUUUAACCACCCCUGCGGCGCCUCUUCAAUACCCCCGAACAUGGGGGUGUCCAAAACGAACCCCAUGGUCACUGCGGACGACCUGGUCAAGACUCUAUCCAGCUACAGUGGGGGAGGGGCGGGCUCUCCCCCUCUGGCCCAAAACCAGCCCUUCAAAAUGGACCUGGCCGAGCUCGACCACAUCAUGGAAGUCCUGGUGGGGUCUUGACUGACAUCGGGGUCGUGUUCAAUAGGCACAAAACGGAAGAAAACUGAGUGAAACGGCAAGGUGCUUGUCCAAUAAGAAAUGCUCAUUUAUGAUAUCUGUUGCGAAGCGUUUUGCUAUGGUGUGCCCUAAUGAACACGAACAACCGGAUAAAAAGUGCCGUAGGCGAAAUGUUCAUUGUUUAUUUUAUUUUUUGGGUCCGGAAAUUGUAAAAUGUAA
Coregonus sp. 'balchen' is the source of this 8357-nucleotide messenger RNA. NCBI's taxonomy places the organism in Eukaryota, Metazoa, Chordata, Actinopteri, Salmoniformes, Salmonidae. The record is from the annotation of a GenBank genome assembly.